CACACAACUAGAUAACAUAGCAACCAUUGCAUACAACAAGUUUUCCAUAUACACUCAUCGUCAUAUACAAGUUUUCAUAAUCUAAUCCAUAUACACUCAUCGUAUACAAGUUUUUCCCUAGACCAAUACACCGCGACAACCUUAGAAAAUCCGAAACAAGAAAGAGAGGGAAACCAGCAACAACCAACCGGAGGGGAGAGAUACGAGUAGCGCGCAAAAACAAAAGAUAAGAAACUCCUGAAAUGAGGCACAUUUCUCUCUCCUCCUCAAUCAAAGUGGCGUUACUCUUUUCUCUCUCCUUCACACUCACUUCAUCUUCUUCAUCUUCUUCAUCCUCUUCCUUCUCCUUAAACCCUAAACCACCAUUCCCAUUUUCUCUCUCCUCUCGCAACCCUUCUUCUCGACCUCCCAAAGCCACAGUUGCAGACCUACUCUCUCUCCUCGGCCCCGAAGAUCAAGCUUCCCAGGUUAAUCCAAUUGUUGCCAGACAACUCAGGUCUUGCUUCAGAUUUCUUGUUCCGUUCAAUUCUACGUCAAUUCAGGAUGUUGAUGUUAAGCGGAGGUCAAUGGUUAGUGUUGUUGGUCAAAGGAGAGAGAAUGAAGAGGAUGAGUUGAUUUUGUCGCCGCCUUCCUCGGUUUUGGAGCUUGCUCGCCUUUCUGUUGAUUCUGGUGGUGAUCCUGCUGUUAUUCAUCGUGCCCUAGAUCCUACGAUCAUACCUGUGCCUGAUGUUGAAGGAUCAAAGGAAUGUAAGUGUCAGCUCACCAGAACUCCCUAUGGCUGGCAUUUCAUAAACGAUGAGUUGAAUGCUUAUCUUGUUUUCUUAUUUGACAUGAUUGCUUCGCGGGGUCCAAGUGUGGGACUUAAUGUUUCUUUAAAUCGUUACGACUUCUUCCAUGGUCACCUCUUUCUUGCCAAAGACACCGGAAGACUUGGAAUAUUGUUCCAUGCUAAGGAAUACCCAGCCUAUAACAAAAAAGUCUUUCCAUAUAACAUGGGGUACUGCCAAAGAGGUUCUGAUCUAGCUUAUGACAGUACAAUGACUUUACGGAACAUUCUUUGGUUAGCUCCUAUGCCGAGCAAUUCGAGUAAAGCUUGGGAUGCGCCUGGUGUGUUGGUUGUUUUGGAUGCUCGUCCUGAUGGAAUUAUAUACAGAGAUCUCAUACCUGAUUAUGUACAGUUUGUACGGACAUUAUAUGAAGAAAAAUUUGGAGAACUUGCUGUGGAUGUUAACUACCUUAACGUGGGAGGUACCUCCCCAAAUUAUCAGAUCUUCCUGUGUUGAGACUGUUGACUUUUGUCAAGGUCAUUUCUCAUUCAAGAAUAAGGUUUAGCGUUUAGACGUAAGUUCUAUUUUCUGAACCCUUCAAGUUCAAUAAUAAGGCAGUGUAAGAUACUCUGUACAUAAAUUACUCUGUAUUGAUUUGUAUGUGUACUGUAUAUCUAUUCUUUUCACCGAAUUGCUAGCUUGUAUGAGUAAUCAAAAUUUUUAUAAUUAAUAGCAACAAUUUUGGCUUUCUGCUGAUCGGGAGUAAAAGCCAGGAUGGUUGAAUUCUAUUAAUGAAAUUAGCUUGUUACCCGACUUA
This is a messenger RNA of Chenopodium quinoa (quinoa), 1584 nucleotides long. RefSeq lists its product as uncharacterized. The record is from RefSeq and is a predicted model, not a curated record. The transcript is spliced from 7 exons. NCBI's taxonomy places the organism in Eukaryota, Viridiplantae, Streptophyta, Magnoliopsida, Caryophyllales, Amaranthaceae. Bases 243 to 1283 code for a protein of 346 amino acids.